Messenger RNA from Parastagonospora nodorum SN15, 3787 nucleotides. RefSeq lists its product as hypothetical. Bases 1 to 3087 code for a protein of 1028 amino acids. Gene Ontology annotation, cellular component: Golgi membrane; cytosol; Ric1-Rgp1 guanyl-nucleotide exchange factor complex. The record is from RefSeq and is a predicted model, not a curated record. Gene Ontology annotation, biological process: intracellular protein transport; retrograde transport, endosome to Golgi. The transcript is spliced from 5 exons. Gene Ontology annotation, molecular function: protein binding. NCBI's taxonomy places the organism in Eukaryota, Fungi, Ascomycota, Dothideomycetes, Pleosporales, Phaeosphaeriaceae.
AUGACGUAUUGGCCAAUUUCCUCGCCCUCCAUCUUUGCGGCCACCAAGCACACCAGACCCGAGCAGACGCGGGUUUCUCAUGAUGGACUCGAGGAUGGCGGGCCGAAUGCGCAGAUUGAAGAUCAGACGCGCACCCAGGGCGAGGCUGCUGUGAAGGAGGGGGACGACACUCUGUCACAGCAGCCACGUGCCUCGGAUGCAUUGACAGAAGAUGACAUACAUGGCGAGAUCAUUGCUAUCAGGGUCACGAGGAGCGGACACUUGUUCGCAACCCUGACCCGAUCCACCCUGACGAUAUGGCAGACAAAGUCAUUGAAAAAAUACGGACCCAAUACAGACGUUCUCCUCCGCCCCGACUCCCAGAUAUUCGUAGUGCAGACUACUCUCGGUUUCUUGAUUACGUAUGGCCUCGCGACUGACCACUCCUCACGCGUAUAUCGGACCCAAUUCACCGACACACACGGAGGGCACUCGAGGAAGAGCAGUACAAUAUCAGGCUUCAAGCAGCAGCGCCAGCACGACACCAAUGCGGGACCAGGAGAGGGCAGUGGCUUGAGAGAACUCAGUCUUGGCUUCCGCAUGGUCAUACGUGUCGAUGCCGGCAUUGUGAGAGCUCUGGCACUGGACGAUGAGCUUGUAGUAGCAACCGAGAAACCCGCCGCAGUGCAGUGCAUUCGAUGGGUGCCGGAUUCUAGCGGACCUCAGACGAGUACCGAGCUCCUGAACAAGAUGACAUGGUUGGGCAAGAAAACUACCCUCGCCGAUAUCGUUCACGAUAGGCCUAUGAACUUGAUGUGCUGGAUAACAGGGGAAGGGCAAGCGUUUGCGGUUCAACGCGUGCGUCCAAGCGCUACCCAGGAAGGCACUACUUUGUUCCGUGGCUACGGCUUUCACACCCCAGAAUCUGAUGCCGAGCACGGUGUCAAGGCUGCAAUCAAUGCCAGGUUCUCGUUGCUGGCUGUGGGGUGCUCCAAUGGCGAUAUAUGUGUGUAUACUGCUCGAGACUACACCGGCAACAUACCACUGUCACACAGACUAAAGCCUAGCGUCACAUCUCCUGGCAAAGUGACCACCCUGGUCUACUCACCAGAUGGGUAUUCCUUGUUCGCCGGCUACGAAAAUGGCUGGGCGAUGUGGAGCGUCUAUGGCAAGCCUGGGGCGACUAGCUUUUCUGCGGACCGCACACUUUCGGAGACUAAUGGCGAGGCAUGGUUGCUGGGUGUUCAUGAUGCAUUCUGGAUAGGAUCCGGUGCAGAAUUGGUCAUCUUGGGCAAGCAUUCCAACCGUCUCUUCAUCCUGGAGAUGGCCCGCAGUGCCGUUACUGGCUGUUUCUCAUCUGCCAACAUCUCAAGAUCGCUCAUGCAGACAAGUACCGGCUUCAUGAUAUAUCGUGGUUACGACUUGCCAGAUCUCACCACCAUAUCCGCAGACGUGUCACUAUGGCAUCAUGUGCAGGUUCCACCUCAUUACCUGGUGGAUCAAUGGCCCAUUCGGUGUGCGGUCAUUUCCAACGAUGGUCGUUAUGUUGCUGUCGCUGGAAAGAGAGGUCUCGCGCACUACAGCGUCACUAGUGGGCGCUGGAAAACAUUUGACGAUCCAUUCAUCGAGAACGAAUUUACUGUCCGAGGCGGCAUGUGCUGGUUCCAGCACGUCCUCCUCGCAGCGGUUGAGUCUCACGAGUCCCACGAGAAACUACCCACCCCUAUUGUCUUGAUUGCACCCUCUGGAGAGGACUCGCUCCUUGUCUACACCUAUGAAAAUAUCCUGUAUCAUUACAUCAUCAACGUUGCAGACUCUUCGGUCAAGUUGCUACAAGUGGGCCAGAUCGCAUUGCAUGGUAUUAUUCGCGCGCCUCCCCGGGUGCGAGCGCUCAGCUGGAUAUUGCCCGAGGAUCAGAUUUACCAAGGAGAUCCAUCUCAGGACGUGGCUGUUGCCACCGUCUUAUUCCUCGUGGAUGGCAAACUUGUAUUACUGCAGCCAACAACAACGGAGGGCGGUGAACUCAAGUAUGAGAUGCGGAUCAUUGCCCAGAACGUGGAGACUUAUGCGCUCAUGCGCGACCACCCCGCAUUCGCCUUGGACAUGAGCACGGAAGCGUUGCCCGCUAGCCCCUCGGCAGGGCUGACGAUGAAUGGUGUGCAUGGCCACGAUCUACGAGAUUCGCUGUGGUACUUUGAUGGAAUCGACAUGCGAGUAUGGAUCGACAUGCAAGAUGUUCUAGCAUCGGCGUCCGCCGAGUUGGGGAGAGAAUUGCCCACUCCAGUCAAGAUCCCAGUCGACUUCUACCCUCUGUCUGCUCUGAUCAACAAAGCCAUUGUGUUUGGCGUCGAAUCCGAGCUCGUACAACGGCGCGAUACAAGCUUCGCGUUCUUGCGCUUUGGCACCAGGUACUUCCCGCACGCUUUGGAGAUCUUGUUACACGAGAUACUUGACGAUGAAGUUGACACACAGCCACCACCCGAGCAAGCAUUACUACCAAGCGUGUUAUCUUUCCUGAGCUCGUUUCCACAAUACCUUGACAUCGUCGUACAAUGCACGCGAAAGACCGAGGUUCGGUCUUGGCGGACGCUGUUCUCGAAUUUGCCUCCACCAGAGGAGCUUUUCGAAGAGUCACUACAAAAGGGUAAUUUGAAGACAGCGGGUGGAUAUCUGCUCGUUCUCCAUACCUUUGAGGAGUUAAGACCAACAGGAGACCAAGUGGUACGUCUACUCCAACGAGCCAAGGACGAGCAAGACUGGGAAUUGUGCAAAGAACUUGCACGAUUCCUCAUGGCACUCGAUGAGACAGGUGUGACGCUAAAGAGCACACUUGAAUUGGUCGAGCUCAGGAGCCCUUCAAUGGACCAAACACAGGAACAGACGCAUUUUUCUUUCGAUACCACGCGGCUCAAUAUUCCCACAAGGGGUCGCAGUAACGGACAUCGGGUAGACGUAAGCCCUGGUUUGGGCAAUGCGGUCAUGUCUCCCGAGCGAACGUCUAGGGACAGUGGAAGCGUAAGCCCCGGAGGGAGCGCCGCGAGUCCUGUCGCUGCUAACCAGCAAGGAGUGAACGACUACUUUGGUACGGCAUCAAAUGGGGUGCGAUAGUGGUUCAUUGCUACCGUGCUUAGUGCGGUGAAGCCGUUCGAGUAACACAGACCGCUGCACACAAGCCUGGAGAUCAUCGCUUGGGGAUUAUCACUUCGUUUACCCGCCCGAAAAUACGGUAAGGCGACGUUCUCGAAGACUUCCUGCCUGGGUGUAGUAGCCUACGAGGACCCACAAGGCUGCUGACACGAAGCCGUCUCGACUAUGGUAGAUCGAUGAUUGGGGGAUUUCACAGCCACAAUCUCGUAGUGUUGGGGUGAAGUGGCAGGCCCGCAACCGCAUUACUGGUGUGUACACACACAGCUAGCGAUCAAUCUAGUGCAGUAAUGCAAGGGCCCGGCAAGUUGGGCGUGCCAUUCGUGCAGCGAACGGAACCAUACAAGAGCUGACAUGCACCGCUUUUUCAGGGCGCACAGACCAUAAUAAGCACGGCUAAUUGGCUCAAGCACACAUUGGAAGUGAUGGAUCGAAUGUCGUGGGACCUUGCGUGGCGGUGAGCUUCGCUUGAACUUUCUCCAGGCCUUGUCCGCCGUGGUCAGCAUUGCACUCGUGUGACGAAGUCUGCGACGGGCAACAGUUUCGAGAUAUGACGUUGCGGAGAAUGGCAAAGGGCUUUCUUGUCUGCCUUGGUUGCAGUUGAACCGGCGUCGUUACAAUUUGUAGUUGACCCAGCAUCGCGAUCAGCAUCUGUCCCUAGCAA